Molecule: messenger RNA, 1167 nt
Organism: Trypanosoma rangeli
Lineage: Eukaryota; Euglenozoa; Kinetoplastea; Trypanosomatida; Trypanosomatidae
Product: meiotic nuclear division protein 1-like protein isoform X1
Exons: 1
Coding region: 1-1167 (388 amino acids)
Source: RefSeq, a predicted model, not a curated record
AUGAACAGAGCACCGAAGAAACGAGGCCUUUCGGUCGAAGAGAAGGUCUCGCGGGUUGAGGAGCGGUUCUUCUCUCACCCCACGCCAUACACACUGAAGGAGCUGCUGGUGGUGCUGCCGAAGGUGACGGGCGUCAUUUUGCAGUCGAUCGAGGAAUGCUUGGAACUCCUCGUCUCUGAGAACCGCAUCAGCCAGAAGAAGAUCGGCGUCCACGUCCUCUUUUGGUGGUUUCCCAAGACAGCGGCGCAGCAGUUGGCCGCGGCGUUCAACGCCAGCGGUAGUGGCGGGGCGGUGGCCGCAGCCAAACACAUGAGUAUGGGAUAUGGGAUGGGGCUGCCGCAGCUGCAGAAGGAAGUGCACGCGUUGGGGGUGCAGGAGGCGGAAGCGCGUCGUCGCGUGGAGGACGUGUGUACAGGAAUCGGCGAUGCCGCAUCCGUACGGCGCGACUCUGCGAAGAUGCGGCAGUUGCAGGAAGAAGUCAAGGCACUGCGGGCGGAGCUGGAAAAGCUGGCGGUGUUUGACCCAGUCAUGAUUGAGAGGGUGAGGGCCACCACAGAAGUGGCGUGGGAGGCGGCCAACAGGUGGACAGACAACAUGCGUCUCCUGGAACGCCACAUCUCGCAGCGCAUGGGAUUAACUCCACGAGAGCUGCGGCUGCCUGAGGACGUUGACUAUAUCGAAUUCGAGGAUCUGGUGCGCGAGAAAAACGAUAAGUCAAAGGCGGUCCCGGCAACUUCCGAGGGGGCGUCUUCGUCACCCCUGCGAGGCGCAGAAGGAGGCAUUGGGGGUGAGAUGGGCGUCCCACCGCCAUCGCCGGCGGCAGAAGCAACGGAUACGUCUGCGGCACCUGGCACACGCAGCGCCCAAGAGCGGGUCAAGCGUGGCCGGGGAGACGGCGUGGCGGCGGCGACAGAAGGCCAAACAGGGGCAGUGAAGCGUCCACGAACAGAAGCCAAGAAGGACGUAGUGGGGCACACGGCCGCUCGCUGUGGGAAGAAAAAGAAGGUGUUGCAGAGGUGUGCGCCACGGGCCAGCGGCCUCUCAUAUAUCACACCGCGCUUGCAAUGCGUGCAGGUGUGCGUAGGGAGCGUAUCCAACAGGGGAAAGAGACUGCCAGCCGGCGCAGUUUUGCUCUCCCUCCCCCGAGGCAAAGCACGAAUGUGGUAA